GCCAUAUUAAAGUUUGUGACAUGGCAUAUGGUCUACAGACUACUUCGUAACUGUAACAUCUGUUGAACUAAAAAAUACAUAUCAUUACACAUGUAAUUGGAAACAUGAUGUAUUACCACUAUGGCAGAUAACACAUACAAUAUAAGGAGUCGGAAACAGAAAAUGGUUCCACAUAUAACCCAUCCGAUGACAGAAGAAAAUAGUGUCGAGUUGUCAACAAACUUAGCUCAGUCCGACACCGCCCCCUCUAAAGAAGAUAACAGUAAAAAGCCCAAUAAGUCGAAGAAUGGACGUGGGGCUCUUAAAAAAUCAGAAACGUUUAGGAAUGGAAAUCCAAAUCAAAUUCCUGUGAAAGAUUACUUACAUUGGAGUGCUAAAAAACAGAGGAAUAAAGAUGAUCAACAACGGCCUUUAUUAGCAGACGACGAUUCAGAUGGGUCGAGUGAAAAUGAAAUCACAGAACACACCGAGGAAGAAAUUCAUGGGACAGAAGAUUCAUUGAUUGUCAAACAAGAUGAAAGUGCCUUGAGUAUAACUCUACAAGUAUCCCUUCCAUUUAUUAUUGCUGGCUUUGGUACAGUUGGUGCUGGAAUGGUUUUAGAUAUUGUUCAACAUUGGAGAGUUUUUAAAGAAGUUUCAGAAGUGUUCAUACUUGUACCUGCUUUACUUGGACUAAAAGGAAAUUUAGAAAUGACUCUCGCUUCAAGACUUUCAACACAAGCCAACCUAGGUAAUAUGGAUACAAGAAAAGAACAGUGGAAAAUGAUAGGAGGAAACAUGGCCCUUGUUCAAGCGCAGGCAAUAGUUGUCGGAUUUUUAGCAUCUCUUGUAGCAAUGGUAAUGGGUUGGAUUCCUGAUGGACACUUUGAUAUUCAUCAUGGACUACUCUUAUGUGCAAGCAGUAUAUUUACAGCCUCCAUAGCAAGUUUAGCGUUGGGAUCUGUAAUGGUGCUAGUUGUUUUGCUGUCAAAAAAGUGCAAUAUCAACCCUGAUAAUGUUGCGACACCAAUAGCGGCUAGUCUUGGUGAUCUUAUUACCUUAUCACUACUCUCAUGGGUUAGCGUUUUACUGUAUAAAUCACUGGGUAAAGAAGUAUGGUUAGCACCUCUUAUCAUUGUCAUAUUUUUACUUCUAACACCAUUAUGGGUGUACAUUUCAGUCAAAAAUAAAUAUGUGAAUGAUGUGAUAUAUUCCGGUUGGGUUCCUGUUUUGUCAGCUAUGGUGAUCAGUAGUGUUGGUGGUCUUAUAUUAGAUUUUACAGUAGCAAACUAUCAUGGAAUUGCAGUUUUCCAGCCAGUAAUUAAUGGUGUAGGAGGUAAUUUGGUUGCUGUUCAAGCCAGUAGAAUUUCAACCUUCCUACAUCAGAAUAGUGUGCCUGGUGUUCUUCCUGGUGGACAUACAAAAGCGUGUAUAAAUCCAAUAAAAGUGUUCUUUGGAAAAUCUUGCAAUGCUCGAGCAGCACGGGUUCUUAUAUGUCUUGUCAUUCCUGGACAACUUUUGUUUAUUUAUACAAUAUCUUAUAUGAAAGCUGGUCAUACAUCUAUCACACUUAUAUUUAAUGUUACCUAUCUUUCUGCUGCUCUGUUACAAGUUGCUAUUUUAUUAUUUAUUGCGGACUGGAUGGUGCAUUACACAUGGUUGAAAGGAGAGGAUCCUGAUAAUGUGGCCAUCCCGUAUUUAACAGCUAUUGGAGAUUUAUUGGGAACAGGAUUCUUAGCACUGGCUUUCUGUUUCCUGUAUUAUAUAGGAGAUCGUGAUGCUGAUGUUGGAGAAUAAAUUAUUAAUUAUGUGAUUGAAUCAUUGAUCAUAUUUUGUGCUAAAUUCAAGUCAAACAUCUGUCCAAACAAUUUUAAUAAUUAUUUUAUCAAUAAGAUGUAUAUAUUGUAUAUGUAUUUACAUAAUUAUUAAAUAAUAAGUAAAAUCUCAAAAUACAUUUGAAAAUUUUAUUUGUAUACCGAUAUAUAAAGAAUUUUUUUAGUUACCAUUAUGUUAAAUUAG
Messenger RNA from Patella vulgata (common limpet), 1998 nucleotides. Its product is annotated as solute carrier family 41 member 1. The transcript has a single exon. Gene Ontology annotation, molecular function: monoatomic cation transmembrane transporter activity. Gene Ontology annotation, cellular component: plasma membrane. The record is from RefSeq and is a predicted model, not a curated record. The coding region runs from base 121 to 1776 and encodes 551 amino acids. Gene Ontology annotation, biological process: monoatomic cation transport. NCBI's taxonomy places the organism in Eukaryota, Metazoa, Mollusca, Gastropoda, Patellidae.